GGCAAUUCAUUUCCAAGAUGGCCACCAACGUCAAGUAAACAUGCGACUAAAGUUGGCCGUGCUCGUUGCAGACAUUGCAUCUAUUUAACAUUGUAUGCGCGCUAAUAAUUAAUAUUGUAUAUUUAGUGGUUUUACUUUUGAUAUUUUAUUACCGAUCGGGAAGUCAUACCGUUGCUAUUUUUUUAACCUUGCAUUAUCGUGCUAACGUCAACGAGGCAGAAGAGAGCAAGCAUGGCAACUCGUACGCUGUUUAUCAAGGGGUUGCCGGCGUCAGCUUCGAAUGAACGCCUGGAGGGAAUUUUCUCCGAGAUUGGUCCUGUCAAGCAGUGCUUCGUGGUCAAAGAGAAAGGUGCAGAAACAUGUCGAGGAUUUGGCUAUGUGACGUAUGCCAUGGAGAACGAUGCACAGCAAGCGUUGAAAGACAUAAAAGAUUACGAUGGAAAGAAGCUUUUUGUUUCGGUGGCCAAGAAGAAAUUGAAGGACAAACGGGACGAAAAGAAAAAAGUUGCAAAAGAGCCAGAUGCGGCAGCGCCAGCAGCGCCAGCAGUGCCAGCAGUGCCAGCAGUGCCACAGCCACCAAAGGCAACUGAGGAAAACUUUAAAAACAUCAGGAAAACAAUCCUGAAAGCUCGACUCAUUAUUAGGAAUCUCAGUUUUAAGUGCUCUGAGAAAGAUCUCAAGCAGGUUUUCGGUGAAUUUGGAGAAGUGCUUGAAGCCAAAAUACCUCUCAAGCCUGAUGGUAAGAUGCGGGGCUUUGCAUUCGUCCAGUUCAAAAAUGUGUCCAUGGCAUCCAAAGCGCUUCAAGCUAUGAACCUGAAGGAAAUUAAAGGCCGCCAAGUGGCUGUCGAUUGGGCUGUGCCAAAAGACAAGUAUGUUGCUAUGCAGGGGACAUCCACUAAAGAGACUACAACGAACAAAGAGGCUGGCGCUGAAGACAAGGAAGAGGAAAAGCAACAACCAGUCAACAAGAACGUCAAUACAAAAACAUCUGCAUCACAGAGCAAGGAGUUAAUGUCAGAUGAUGACGAUGGUGAUGACGAUGGUGAAGACGAUGAAGAUGAUGAAGAUGAAGAAGAUGAAGAAGAAGAAGAUAGUGAGGUGGAGGAUGAAAUAGAUUACGAGUCCCAGGAGGACGAUUCGGAUGAGGAUGAAGAUGAGGAUGAUUCGGAUGAGGAUGAAGAUGAGAAUGAUGAGGAUGAGCGCAAUGGCCACCAAUCAGCUCAAAAGAAGUCUAAGACAACACUUCCCUCAGAUGUGGGGCAAGGCAGAACCAUUUUCAUCAGAAACUUGUCAUUUGAUACUGAAGAAGAAAACCUGGAGGAACUUCUGCUCCAGUAUGGGGAAAUCAACUACAUCAAGAUUGUUUGCCAUUCAGACACGGGCCAUUCGAAAGGUUGUGCCUUCGCUCAGUUCAAAGCCAAAGAGGCGGCGGACAGAUGCAUCGACGCAGCGCAAGAUACAGCAGAAGACGGUGGAAUUCGACUGGACGGGAGGAAGCUGCUGAUCGUGGCCGCUGUGAGCAGAGAUGACGCUGCCAAGCUGAAGGACAAAAAGGUCAAAGUGCAAAAAGGCACCAGGAACUUGUAUCUGGCCAGAGAAGGAUUGAUCCGUGCCGGAAGCAAGGUGGCCGAGGGUGUGUCCGAAGCAGACAUGAUCAAGCGAGCCAGAUUUGAAGAUAUAAAAAGGGCCAAGCUGAGGGACAUGAGCGUGUUUGUCUCCAAGAAUCGUCUGUGCGUCCACAACCUACCAAAAUCUGUAGACAACAAGAAGCUGCGCGCACUCUGCCUGCAGGGGUUCGCCAGCGUCAAAGGCGUCAGGAUACCAGAGUGUCGCGUCAUGUAUGACAGGAAGCCCGAGAAAGGUCAGGUGACGGGCAAGUCUCUGGGCUAUGGCUUCGUCCAGUUUCAAGACCACGAGCACGCUCUGUCCACGCUGCGCUACCUCAACAACAACCCCAACAUCUUUGGCGGACUCAAGAGACCUAUUGUGGAGUUCUCCCUGGAAGAUACCCGCAAGCUCAAGCUCAAAGAAAUGCGCCAGCAAAAAAGCAAGGAACAGAAUUUCAGACAACAGGGUGGACAAGGCAAAAUGACACCUCAGGCGAACAGAGACUGGAAAGGAACCAAACAAGGGUCGGCAUCAGCUCCUCACAACAAACCAAAACCCAACCCGCACUGCGGUUUCUUGACCAAGCCCGAAGUGGAGCACGUGGAACUGGAGAACGGAAAGAAGCGGAGGAAAGUGCUGCCCUUCUCGACCCACCGAGGACCCAAGAUCAGAGCGCGUGACAAAGGGAAGCAGAGGGCUCCGCCUCCCAAGAAAGCUCAGCAUGGAGUCAGUAGAAAAGGGAGGCAAACGCAGCAAAUGGAGAAGAGCACUCGAAGAGGAAAUCAGACUAAAGGAGCAAUGAGGAAUUCGAGGAACAGGGGCAGUGAUAAUUUUGACAGAAUGGUGGAACAGUACAAGAAGAAAAUUCUCUCCAACAGCGAGAAAGGCUCCGGUAUGAGAAAAAACAAAUGGUUUGAUAACUAACCUCAUGUUAUUAUUUAGAAUCAAUUCCAAGACACCGAUUCACAGGUUUUCUGUCAUAAUUGUGUACCUUUUUUGUAUGGACUCCAUAUGUUAAACUAUUAUGAAAUGCCCUGUCGCAUAAAAAGUGUUUUUAUUGUAAAUGUAGGUUGUCUUUAUAUUAAAAUUGUGGAAUCAA
Molecule: messenger RNA, 2707 nt
Organism: Syngnathus acus (greater pipefish)
Lineage: Eukaryota; Metazoa; Chordata; Actinopteri; Syngnathiformes; Syngnathidae
Gene: rbm28
Product: RNA binding motif protein 28
Exons: 20
Coding region: 232-2532 (766 amino acids)
Molecular function (GO): RNA binding
Source: RefSeq, a predicted model, not a curated record